UUUUCCUGAAGUUCUACGUUGCUGCGUUUUCGCGCUUCCUGUGCUGUGCUGUGAAAAGAAGGGAAAAGACUUACAGCGCGCGGCUUUGCUUUUCACCAUGUCAGUCCCUACGGAUAAGACCGGCAGUCAGGGCCUGGGGCCGUUGAGCCUGGGACUGUCGUACACUUUGGCUGGGAUCGCCACCUUCACCGUCAUCGCCCGGUUCAUCAUCAAGCGGCGGACCUCGAAGAAUUGGAGCCUCGACGACUGGAUCAUGCUUCUGGCAUUGGCUAUCCAGUUCGUGUUUCAAGCCUUCUUCCACGAGAUCAUUUCCUGGGGCGGCGGCCUGCCGUUCGAUCAGCUGGAUCCGCUUCAGAAGCAGCAGACGAGCAAAUGGGGCUGGAUCUCAGCUGUUCCGAGUAUUCUGGUUUCGUGCAUAGCCAGAAUAUCCAUUACCAUUCUGCUGGUCCGCAUCUUCGGCGUCAGGAGGUGGUUGAAAUGGUAUCUGAUUCUGUUCACCUCGUUCCUUUCCGUCCUCUCGCUCCUCUCAAUCAUCUUCCUCGUCGCCCAGUGCGUUCCCUUCUACGGGCUCUGGACUCCAAUGAUCAAGGCUAAACGAUGGAACCCCUACAUCUAUCCGUAUACUGCUAUUGCCACGCAAUUCCUGUACGCCCUAUCUGACUUGACCUUCGUCCUCUUCCCGGUCCUGGUCAUCUCGAAGCUCAACAUGCCUCGGCGCCGCAAGAUUGCCCUCGCGACGAUCCUGGCACUGUCGCUCAUCACGCUCACCAUCAUCACCACGAAGAUCGCCGUGGCUCUCCUGCGCCUGACCACGCAGGUCACAUCGGUCACGCUCGUCCGAUACUACCAGACUCUGACGAACCUGUUCGCGGCCCUGGAGCAAUGGCUCGUCAUCAUCAUGGGCUGCAUCCCGACGCUGAAGAUCCCCGCGCACUUCAAGCUGCCCACGUUGGAGGACAUGGGGUCGUGGGUCGCCAGCCUCGUGCCGUCUUCCUGGUCGACGCGGAGCAGACAGUCCUCCGCCUACAACUCAGCCGACAACAACUCCUCCUUCCAGGAGCUGGAGCUCGUGCCGAAGCUGCGCAUCCCCGACGAGGCGAAGCCGUAUACUGUGACGCUCGGGGCAGAGAAGUCGGAUUUGUCUCAGCAGACGACGCCCGACAAGAAGAUCAUGCAGCGGACGGAGUUCUCCGUUGAAUAUAACUGAAGGGAUGGAAUGAAGAAAGAAAAAAAAUAAUGUAUAGCAAUACGAGUGAUGAUGAUGCAGCCUAGUUGAGAUGAUGAAAUAUUCAAUGAUCAAUGGUUGCCACGCCAUUCUAAAAAUAUGCCGUAUCAUGUCAUGUGAGAUCCAGCAGUCUGUGUACCCUCUUCACCAACUAUGACUAUGUAUCCAAUUUCCUGAUAAACCGGGGGAGUUAUCUACAUAUUGUGAUAAGAGGAAACCCCAUAGAUAUACCUUACUGAGGCCUUUACCUGUGGGCUCUAGAAAGCUUAGCAUUGGUAUCCAGUUGAACAGGCUAGCUGUGCCG
Molecule: messenger RNA, 1529 nt
Organism: Xylaria bambusicola
Lineage: Eukaryota; Fungi; Ascomycota; Sordariomycetes; Xylariales; Xylariaceae
Exons: 2
Coding region: 98-1207 (369 amino acids)
Source: RefSeq, a predicted model, not a curated record